AUGUUCGACAUCGCGGUCGAGGCCCCUUGGCAAGAUGGAUCAGAAGAGCGGACACUCAAGACCUUCGUCUGGCAAAACUCCUGGGCGUAUUCUACACGCGUACUUGGAGUCAUGGUCAUGGUUCAUGGCGAUGAUAAGGGAUUGGUCAUACCCCCUCGCGUUGCUCCCACGCAAGUCAUUUUGGUGCCGGUCGGCAUCACUGCCGGUACACCCGAAGAUGUUAAGCAAGGCGUGCUGCAGUGCAUUGAUGACAUCCAGAAAGCCCUCCAGAAUGAUGGCAUCCGUACGGAGACCGAUGUGCGCGAAGAGUAUUCGCCUGGGUGGAAGUUCAACCAUUGGGAACUGAAGGGAGUUCCCCUUCGACUUGAGAUUGGCCCCAAGGAGCUUGAUACCGGUUUAUCCUCAUUUGCUCGACGUGAUAACGGUGGUAAGGGAUCCAUUCCGACUCCCAGUGUCGCUGCUGGGGUUGCAGAGCUGCUCAAGGACAUUCAAUCUGACAUGUACGCGCGGGCGCUGGCAAAAUUCCGCGAUAAUCUCAAAAUAAUCACGAAGUGGGCAGAUUUUGCACCGGCGGUUAACCACAAACACCUAUGUCUUAUCCCCUUCUGCCUGCAGGAAGAUUGCGAGGAUAAUAUCAAGAAGCUGAGUGAGGGAACCGCAGACUCCAGCACUGAAUAUGAUGCAAGGGCUCCAAGUAUGGGCGCAAAGAGCUUAUGUAUCCCAUUCAAGCAACCCAGUGAAUUGAAGAACACCAAUACACCAUGCCUUCGAGAUGGAUGCGACCGCAUGGCUGAGAAAUGGUGCAUGUUUGGACGGUCAUAUUAG
This is a messenger RNA of Aspergillus luchuensis, 825 nucleotides long. Its product is annotated as proline--tRNA ligase. Gene Ontology annotation, cellular component: cytoplasm; aminoacyl-tRNA synthetase multienzyme complex. Gene Ontology annotation, molecular function: ATP binding; proline-tRNA ligase activity. The record is from RefSeq and is a predicted model, not a curated record. The coding region runs from base 1 to 825 and encodes 274 amino acids. NCBI's taxonomy places the organism in Eukaryota, Fungi, Ascomycota, Eurotiomycetes, Eurotiales, Aspergillaceae. Gene Ontology annotation, biological process: prolyl-tRNA aminoacylation. The transcript has a single exon.